AUGGAGCACACUUUUAUUACCAUCCACAACCUGAGCCCCGAGGCAAAUAUCCUAUUUGUUUCAGACUCAAUCACGGACAUCCUAGGUUGGAGACCUCACGAGGUCCAGGGCAGGUCGUGCUUCGACUACUUCCACCCAGACGAGGUCUUUCUCGCACAAGCGAUCCACAACCGCGGGGUUCUGCUGGAUAAAGCGGCGGUCCUCAACUAUGCGCGCAUCAUCUCACGCUCCGGAGAAUGGAUCAACUGCGAAUGCUGUUUUACCAUCGUCCACGAUGUCCUGGUCGCGUGUACGAGUGUGUACCGGCGUAGCAUGAAGAGCGAGAGGCGUGCGAUCGAGGCCCCGCAGAUUCGCCGCAUGUUUUCCUCGUCGAGUAGAGAUCCGAGAUAUAACAUGUUGGAGCACCUCUCGUCCAAAUUCACCACGCCCCCUGCGGAACGGGAGCCGCGGGCGGCCAUGAUUCUCAACAGGUUCACGCGUACUCUGUCCGUCAUGUUCUCGACGCCUGCCAUCGCAUCCAUUAUCGGCCUUGAACCGGACGAGAUCCAGCACAAGAGUUUCUACGAGUGCAUCGCGCCCAAUUGCCUGCCCGAUGCCAUCAGGUGCCUGGAGAGUGCCAAGGCCAACGAUUCGAUCGCCUACAUGCGCUUUUGGUUCCGAGAUCCACGGACGGAAGAGGACUCCGGGCUCCCUGACGGCAAUGGCAAUUCGGGCACGAUGGAAGACGAAUCGAGCAGCACCAGCGAUGACUCGGAUGGUGGUGCACCCAUCGACGAUCCGAUGGAGGUCGACAUGGGCACGACCUCUGAUCCAGACGGAAGAGCAUCCGGGCGCCGUAACCGCUCCCGUCGGAGACGCCUACCGCACAUCGAAUUGGAGGCCGUCAUCUCUUGUACGUCCGAUGGCCUGGUCGUAGUCCUCAGGAAGGCUCGACCGGCCAUACCGACACUACAAGUGCCAGAGGCACCCCCAGUCUAUCAGAACGGCCUGUUCGCCGCGCCAUGGGGUGCCGAGCCGAUCCACCCUCAUGAUCCUCCUCCGAUGUAUACCGACUACAACGCCAAUGUGGCCCCUGGCCAUGUGCAGCAAGCCUCCAACGGGCUCGCAGCCGGGGGCGAGUCCCAGAUGCAUCAGUUCAUGCAGUCAAUCCGAGACGUGGCCGUCUUCGCAUGGGCCCUUGUUGGCAUCAACAGCAACCUGGCAAAGUACUCACAGGGAACACCAGGUGGGGAAGCCCAGCCUGAGGGUUAUCCCUCGUCCAGCACGGACAGAAGCAGGAGUGAUUAUUGGUCUCACGGCUCGGGCGACGAAGCUGCGUUCACUGCACGGCCUCAACGAUCAGACGUGUCCUCUAUGACGUCUCAGUAUCCCUCUUACGGCUGCUCCACGGAGGUCUCGCCAUAUACAUCCGAUGACGCUACCAUGCAGCAGCAUACCGCUGCCAGAGCGCUGACUCACGACGACGGACAGGAGCACAUAAACCGCCCGCCAGCUGCCUCGAUGGCAUCAGGCACCCGUCAUGAAGAAGAUCAGCGCCCUCGGUCACACUGGGGCGAAGAAGGCACGUCUCGUAAUGUGAUGGAUCAUAGCCGAGGCCCGGAGUGA
Microdochium trichocladiopsis is the source of this 1605-nucleotide messenger RNA. RefSeq lists its product as uncharacterized. The transcript has 3 exons. Gene Ontology annotation, molecular function: RNA polymerase II transcription regulatory region sequence-specific DNA binding; protein binding; DNA-binding transcription factor activity, RNA polymerase II-specific. The coding region runs from base 1 to 1605 and encodes 534 amino acids. The record is from RefSeq and is a predicted model, not a curated record. Lineage: Eukaryota; Fungi; Ascomycota; Sordariomycetes; Xylariales; Microdochiaceae.